CUAGUUUCCAGGAGUAGUUACAGGCAAAAAACUGCCGUAAGGAAUCGUGGAAAUGUUAAGGAUGCAGCAGGUCAUGCUGCAAUAUUUUUGCUCAAAGUUGUUGCAUUAGAAACGGUUAGAAGGGUCGCAAAGGCCAACUGUCCCUCUUUAUGGCGCGGGCUUCAGGCUCUGCAAGUUAUUUGCUAUACUCCCUUUAUUUGUGUUCAGAAUGGGUUCCCUUUAAGGGUUUGCUCAAAGGAAUGGAGACAUUGUCGAGACCGGUAUUGGUGCUUUCGAUUGCGACAUCACUUUCUGAUCAAGAAGAUUUAGCUGGUGAAGCAACUAAUAGUGGUUCUCUGGUGAAUCCAGAAUUGCAUUCUGAUGAACCCUUUUUGCAGUCAGCCUUGGAUGCAUGCGAUGAAGCUUCCCAAAAUCUAGAGUGUGACUGGUUGGACAAACUCCACAAGGAACUGGAAAGUCAAGGAAUUAGUUUACCAGAGAGAAUCAGAGACGAAUAUCUCCGUAGAUUUUAUACAUCUGCAAAGGGUGACUUUGUAGUUUUCAUAUAAUCAAUUAAAAAGACAAUCAGAUGGAGGGAGACAUAUAGACUUCAUUCUCAAGAAGAGCUUGAGACAUGGGAGAACAUGGUAUUCUGGCACGGAUAUGAUCUCAUGCAACGACCUUGCCUCGUUGUACAGCUUGGGCUAGCCGCG
Hibiscus syriacus is the source of this 692-nucleotide messenger RNA. RefSeq lists its product as uncharacterized. The transcript has 4 exons. NCBI's taxonomy places the organism in Eukaryota, Viridiplantae, Streptophyta, Magnoliopsida, Malvales, Malvaceae. Bases 150 to 548 code for a protein of 132 amino acids. The record is from RefSeq and is a predicted model, not a curated record.